This is a messenger RNA of Geodia barretti, 1380 nucleotides long. NCBI's taxonomy places the organism in Eukaryota, Metazoa, Porifera, Demospongiae, Tetractinellida, Geodiidae. The record is from the annotation of a GenBank genome assembly.
AUGACACAAGGGAAAAUUGUCGAGAUCAUUGGAGCAGUCGUGGACGUGGAGUUUCCACGAGCAGAGGUUCCAAAAAUCUAUAACGCACUCAAAGUAGAGCAAACCGGUCUUACGCUGGAAGUGCAGCAGCAGAUGGGAGAUGGUGUCGUUCGAACCAUCGCCAUGGGAUCCAGCGACGGACUGCAGCGCGGACUUGAGGUAACCAAUACCGGCGAGCCCAUCAAGGUUCCUGUCGGCGAGCCGACGCUGGGGCGCAUCAUGAAUGUACUUGGCGAGCCCGUAGAUGAAGCUGGACCGGUCGAAUCUGAAAAUCAUUGGGCAAUUCACCGCAAGCCGCCCGAAUUUACCGAUCAGGCGACAGCCGUGGAAAUCCUUGAAACUGGCAUUAAGGUCAUUGAUCUAAUCAUGCCAAUUGCAAAGGGCGGAAAAAUUGGAUUGUUCGGUGGUGCAGGAGUCGGCAAAACCGUCACGCUGAUGGAACUGAUCCGCAAUAUCGCAAUCGAACACGCUGGUUAUUCAGUUUUCGCAGGAGUUGGUGAGCGAACCCGUGAAGGAAAUGACUUCUACCAUGAAAUGAAGGAAGCGGAUGUACUCAACAAGGUCUCACUGGUUUACGGCCAAAUGAACGAGCCACCCGGCAACCGCCUCCGUGUAGCGCUCGCGGGGCUGACGAUAUCCGAAUUUUUCCGCGAUGAAGGCAGAGACGUGCUAUUGUUCAUCGACAACAUUUACCGUUACACGCUGGCUGGAGUAGAAGUAUCCGCACUGCUGGGCCGAAUGCCGUCGGCAGUCGGAUAUCAGCCAACGCUUGCUGCGGAGAUGGGAAUACUUCAGGAAAGAAUUACUUCCACCAGAACCGGUUCGAUCACUUCCUUUCAGGCGGUUUAUGUUCCAGCCGACGAUCUGACUGACCCAUCGCCAGCAACUACGUUUGCUCACUUGGAUGCAACCUUGGUUCUAUCCAGACAGAUUGCAGAAUUAGGCAUAUACCCGGCAGUCGAUCCGCUCGAUUCAACCAGCCGGCAGUUGGACCCACUCGUGGUAGGACAAGAGCAUUACGAUACAGCUCGUACCGUUCAGGGAACACUGCAACGAUAUAAGGAAUUGCGAGACAUCAUCGCGAUUUUAGGUAUGGAUGAACUUUCGGAAGACGACAAGUUGGCGGUCUCCAGAGCACGAAAAAUCCAGCGCUUUCUGUCACAGCCAUUCUUUGUUGCCGAAACAUUUACGGGUAGCACAGGAAAGUACGUAUCACUGGCUGAUACAAUCAAAGGAUUCCAGGGAAUUGUAAACGGUGAUUAUGACGACAUACCCGAGCAGGCUUUCUAUAUGGUCGGUCCGAUUGAAGAAGUCGUCGAAGCACACAAGAAGGCGGCAUAG